Messenger RNA from Acanthopagrus latus (yellowfin seabream), 3695 nucleotides. RefSeq names its product sodium- and chloride-dependent taurine transporter-like. NCBI's taxonomy places the organism in Eukaryota, Metazoa, Chordata, Actinopteri, Spariformes, Sparidae. The record is from RefSeq and is a predicted model, not a curated record. Gene Ontology annotation, molecular function: taurine:sodium symporter activity. The transcript is spliced from 14 exons. Bases 167 to 2044 code for a protein of 625 amino acids. Gene Ontology annotation, biological process: sodium ion transmembrane transport; taurine transmembrane transport; neurotransmitter transport. Gene Ontology annotation, cellular component: plasma membrane.
GAUAUUAAACGCGCACCAGCUCGUAGAAAAAAAGAAAAAAAAACAAUGACUCUCGCAGACAAAUAGAUCAAAUUGUGUCACUCGACGGGCGAAAGAAAAACGAGGAACAACAGGCUGCUCAGAGAGAGAGAGAGAGAGAGAAAAAAUAAAUAAAAACAAGGACAGCAUGGCACAAAAGGAAAAACUCCAAUGCCUGAAGGACUUCCACAAGGACACCCUGAAACCUUCACCAGGGAAGAGCCCGGGCACGAGGCCCGAGGAUGAAGCCGAAGGCAAGGCCCCUCAGAGAGAGAAGUGGGCUAGUAAGCUCGACUUCGUCCUGUCCGUGGCCGGUGGCUUUGUCGGAUUAGGAAACGUCUGGCGGUUCCCAUAUCUUUGUUAUAAAAAUGGUGGAGGUGCGUUUCUCAUCCCUUACACCAUCUUCCUGUUCGGGGGAGGCCUGCCCGUGUUCUUCCUGGAGGUUGCGCUGGGCCAGUACACCUCUGAAGGAGGGAUCACCUGCUGGGCCAAGCUCUGCCCCAUCUUCACUGGUAUCGGCUACGCCUCUAUUGUGAUCGUAUCUCUACUGAACAUCUACUACAUCGUGAUCUUGGCCUGGGGACUCUACUACCUGUUUCAGUGCUUUCAGCCGGAGCUCCCGUGGGCAAAAUGCAAGCAGCCCUGGAACACAGAAAACUGUGUGGAGGACACAGUCCGCAAGAACAAGACCCUGUGGCUGGCAGCCAACAUUACCAACUUCACCUCCCCUGUCACUGAGUUCUGGGAACGCAAUGUUCUGAGCAUCUCCACUGGGAUCGAGGACAUCGGCCCCCUGAAGUGGGACCUGGCCCUGUGUCUCCUGGCAGUGUGGGUUAUCUGCUUCUUCUGCAUCUGGAAGGGAGUCAAGUCCACUGGGAAAGUGGUGUACAUAACAGCAACGUUCCCGUUUGUGAUGCUGAUUGUGCUGCUGGUGCGAGGAGUGACCCUGCCCGGGGCAUCCGAAGGGAUCAAAUUUUACCUUUACCCCAAUCUGACCCGCCUGCAAGAUCCAGAGGUGUGGAUUGAUGCAGGAACCCAGAUUUUCUUCUCCUACGCCAUCUGCCUGGGCGCCAUGACGUCACUGGGGAGCUACAACAAAUACAAAUACAACUGCUACAGGGACUGUUUGCUGCUGGGAGGCCUCAACAGCGGUACCAGUUUUGUGUCUGGCUUCGCAAUAUUUUCCGUCCUGGGCUUCAUGGCACAAGAACAAGGGGUGGACAUUGCCGAUGUGGCAGAGUCAGGUCCCGGCUUGGCCUUCAUCGCCUACCCCAAAGCUGUGUCCAUGAUGCCUAUGCCAACCCUCUGGGCCAUCCUCUUCUUUAUCAUGCUGCUGCUUCUGGGCCUCGACAGCCAGUUUGUUGAAGUGGAAGGACAGAUCACCUCCAUUGUGGAUCUAUAUCCUGACCUCCUCAGGAAGGGUUACCGGCGAGAGAUCUUCAUAGCCAUAAUGUGUUUCAUGAGCUAUCUUCUGGGACUCGCCAUGGUAACGAAAGGUGGCAUGUAUGUGUUUCAACUCUUUGACUACUAUGCAGCCAGUGGUGUGUGCCUUUUGUGGGUUGCAUUCUUUGAAUGUAUUGCUGUAGCCUGGGUUUAUGGAGUUGAUAAUUUCUACGACGGAGUGGAGGAUAUGAUUGGCUACAGACCAAACUCCUGGAUGAAAUGGAGCUGGACCAUAAUCACUCCUGUCCUGUGCAUGGGCUGCUUUGUCUUCUCCCUGGUGAAGUACAAGCCCUUGACCUAUAACAAGGUAUACGAGUACCCUGACUGGGCAAUCGGUCUGGGCUGGUGUUUGGCCCUGUCCUCCAUGAUCUGCAUCCCCAUGGUGAUGGUCAUCAAGAUCUUACAGUCUGAGGGACCCCUGAUCGAGAGGAUCAAAGCUGUGGCAGCCCCGGCGAAGUCAGGCGUGAGCUCUCGCCCGAAAGAGUACAGCUUAAAGGGCAGUGAGCUGACGCAGCCCCUGGACCCAAACGGGAACAAUGGCUUGAUGAAGCCCACCCACACCAUUGUAGAAACAAUGAUGUGAGCGCUCUCUGUGAGAGGAAUAAGACUGAUGUGCUUUCUGUGUUAUUAUCAUAUUUGCUAACAUUGAUAAUAGUAGGUUUACAUUGUCCAGUAUAUUCACGUUAGAGAUACUCUGGUUUGAUUUCUAUGAAGAGAGUUAUAUAUUAUUGUUGUAAUUUUUUUUUUUUUUCUCUUGUAAUUUUUAUUUUUAUUUUUUACUAUAUCAAUAUUGUUGAUGUUACAAUUGUUGUCGCUGUAGUUGGCACUGAUCUCAGUUUAGGCAGUAUUUGAGAUAGAACAUGUUCAAUGUUUACUACCUUUCUGUUGAUUCCGGAGAGACGAGGAAUUGUUUUUUUUUGGUGUAUUAGAAGAAAAAGAUUAAAUUCUCACUUCACGUAAAUUCACGUCAAACUAAUCGAGCAAUUAGGGAAGCAAAAUAGAAAACGUCUAAACACCCUCACUGUGACUGUGACAGCCUCGUUGCCCCGAGCUAACAUCUAAUCUCUCGCCGUCGUUCUUCUUCAUCCCUGCAGUGAAAAUGAAUGUACCACAAGCCACCCGCACCUAUCAGAGUACAUAUCCGCAACACGUUGAGUGGCAGUAUGCAGUGUAUAGAGAUUAUGUCGCUUGACGUCCUUUUAAGUUACAAGUUGAACAAGGCCUUGGCCAAAUACUGUGAGAAAUGCAUUCAUGAGAAGAUCCAUCCUGAAACAAAACAAAUCAAGACAGAAUAAUAAAAAGAGGAGGAGGAAGUGAGGAGAAAAGGGAAGUGGCAUUUUUAGAGUAUUUGUACACUGCCUGUGUGACUACUACAGUCAGUCCCAGUGCAUUUAUGGAAACCUCUCUUUGCACUUUAUAUGUCGUUUCACUUUUAUUGUAGUAUUUUUUUGUUUUUAUUGUUGGGAGGUGCUGCAGUUACAUUUGCAACACAUUUCAGGAGGAAAUAUUUUUAGCGACUAACUUUUUUGAUAUUGUAAACUUUGAUAUACAGUAUCUAGUUGUCUCCUUGCUAAGACAAUGACACAAAAAUAGACUAGAAAAUCUGACAGCAAACAUUCUGAUUCAUGAUUAUUCAUAGAACGUCAGUUAAAACAAGUAAAAGCAUAACAUUUUUCUAAAACAAAAUUAACAGCCCUCUCCAUCAUGAGCAUUUUGUGUGCAGACGCGCUCUGCUACCACUGGAUUCUAGUUUCUAAUGUUCAGUUUAGGCAUUUGUAUUGUAGAAUUUGAAUUGUUUGUAAAUCACAUAUGCCUUUUUGUAACAAUUUUAUACUGUACAUCAUAUGAACACCAACACUGAUUUGAUUAAUUUCACUGAGAACUCAGCAAACCUGUUUUCAUUAAGUAUCGGUUACAUCGUGAGCCUUGGAUGAAAUUUUUCAGUGUGCAAUAUUCAUUGAAGCAAUGGCAUUCUCUGCUCCAGUAAAAAAUUCAAAAUAAAUGUAAUGUCCAAUGAUGGAACAACUGGCACAGCUGAAUACAGAAUCUGAAGGAACUGUUGUCCUGAAAGCAUGUGCAGAAGCCACCGCAGUACGCGCUGCUUUGUCUGUAAAGGUCUUGUGCUACUUGGAGAUUCAAGUGUACCAAAGUAUUUCUGUCUCACAGUUGUCCCCUACGAGAUGCACAUUGCAUCAUUUCUAUAUAGAUUACAAAUAAACAUCUUUUUCUUUGGA